Messenger RNA from Acanthisitta chloris (rifleman), 1248 nucleotides. Its product is annotated as gastric intrinsic factor-like. The coding region runs from base 1 to 1248 and encodes 415 amino acids. The transcript has 9 exons. Gene Ontology annotation, biological process: cobalamin transport. The record is from RefSeq and is a predicted model, not a curated record. Lineage: Eukaryota; Metazoa; Chordata; Aves; Passeriformes; Acanthisittidae. Gene Ontology annotation, molecular function: cobalamin binding.
AUGGGGGUCCUGCUGGCCCUGCUGGGCUGCACGGCCACGGAGAGCUGUGUGGCCUCGCAGGACAAGGUGACCCAGUUGCUUCAGCGCAUGGAGGGAUCUGUCAACUACAGCGAGCCACCGAACCCCAGCAUCCUGCUGGCCAUGAACCUGGCAGGGGGGAACACCGAAGGGUUCACCUACAAGUGGCUGCUCCAGGAGAUCAAGGAGGAGGCAGUGAGGAAAGCCCAGAAAGACAUGACCUCGGGACAGGUGGCUCUAUAUGUCCUCGCUCUCCUCUCCUCCUGUGAGGACCCCAGGCAGGUCCAGGCCCAGGGGCAGACCCUCGACCUGAUCAGUGUCCUGCAGCAGAAAACAGAUGAGGAGAUAGCUAAACUGGAGGACCAGGGUGUCCCCAAAACCACCCUGUUCAGCGUCAGCCUGGACAUCCUGGCCUUGUGCCUGGCCAAGGCAUCUGACUACCAAAACCCUUCAGUGAUCCUGGCCAAGCAGGUGCUAAGACCUGAGAGCCACAUCUUCGUGGACACCCGUGCCGUGGCGGUGCUGGCCUUGGCGUGUGCCUAUGACUAUGUGGACGCCCAGGACGAGCAGAAUCUGCUCCAGAUGGCACUGGAGGCAGUGACCAACAGCUUCCUGGAUGAGCAGGAGGCAGAGAAUGGCAUGAUUGGGAAUAUCUACAGCAUGGGGCUGGCCCUGCAGGCGCUGGAGGCCACAAGGAAGUUUUACGCCCCACGGGAGUGGAAUUGUACCCAGGCCUUCGCCGUGGUGUCCAGACAUGAUUACCAGCAGCCCAUGGCCAUUGCCCAGGUGCUGCCAGCCCUCGUGGGCAGGUCCUACCUGGAUGCAGCUGGUCUGGACUGCAGUGCAUCCCCAGGCCCACAGGUGACCCUGGCCCAAACACCAGGGGUUCACACAGACUUCCCCCCAGCUCCCAUCACAGUGACGUACACAAUCACCAACAAGCUCCAGGGAAAACACUUCAAACACUCCACCUCAGUGACAGUCCCAGAUGGCUCCAUACUGCUCCGGGUGCUGGAGGUGGCAGCAGCAGAGAAACCCCAAACCUUCAGCUUCGAGACUGAGAAGACAUCCUGGGGCCCCAUGGUGGUCUCUAUCCAUGGACUGGCUGGCAGCACAGAGGACAGGACAUACUGGCAGUUCCUCAGCGCCGGGAAUGCCCUGGAUGAAGGGGUUGGCACCUACAAGCCACAUGCUGGAGAGCACAUCCAGGCCAACUUCACCACCUACUGA